Molecule: messenger RNA, 948 nt
Organism: Carlito syrichta (Philippine tarsier)
Lineage: Eukaryota; Metazoa; Chordata; Mammalia; Primates; Tarsiidae
Gene: CRLS1
Product: cardiolipin synthase 1
Exons: 7
Coding region: 143-715 (190 amino acids)
Biological process (GO): cardiolipin biosynthetic process
Cellular component (GO): mitochondrion; membrane
Molecular function (GO): cardiolipin synthase activity; CDP-diacylglycerol-glycerol-3-phosphate 3-phosphatidyltransferase activity
Source: RefSeq, a predicted model, not a curated record
CUCCGGCUGCCGCCGGGGGCGCUGGGAAACCGGGCGGCGACGGUGUCGUAAAAGCGUCGCGAAACCAUUCGCUCUUGGCGGCUCCCUGCCACCUGUAUAUGCGGAGCGUGCACGGUAUGAAAACCCAUGGACAAUCCCAAAUAUGUUGUCAAUGACGAGAAUUGGCUUGGCCCCUGUUCUGGGCUAUUUGAUUAUUGAAGAAGAUUUUAAUAUUGCACUAGGAGUUUUUGCUUUAGCUGGGCUAACUGAUUUGUUGGAUGGAUUUAUUGCUCGAAACUGGGCCAGUCAAAAAUCAGCUUUGGGAAGUGCUCUUGAUCCACUUGCUGAUAAAAUACUUAUCAGUAUCUUAUAUGUUAGCUUGACCUAUGCAGAUCUUAUUCCAGUUCCACUUACUUAUAUGAUAAUUUCGAGAGAUGUAAUGUUGAUUGCUGCUGUUUUUUAUGUCAGAUAUCGAACUCUUCCAACACCGCGAACACUUGCUAAAUAUUUCAAUCCUUGCUAUGCCACUGCUAGGUUAAAACCAACAUUCAUCAGCAAGGUAAACACAGCAGUCCAGUUAAUCUUGGUGGCGGCUUCUUUGGCAGCUCCAGUUUUCAAUUAUGCUGACAGCAUAUAUCUUCAGAUACUGUGGUGCUUUACUGCUUUUACUACAGCUGCAUCAGCCUACAGUUAUUAUCAUUAUGGUCGGAAAACUGUUCAGGUGAUAAAAGGCUGAUGAAAGUCAUCCGUCUCCAUUAGCAAGGAAGCAGUAUGCAGCAUCAGCGCAGGGCCGUGGACUUCUAUGGGAGUUUCCCUGUUUUGGUGUUCAGCUUGAAAAAGGACUUGUCAGAACAAACCAUGUCAUCAAAAUUUAAGUAAUGUGCAUUGAAAAUAAGCGUGAUCAUGGGCAUAUGAAGAAUUUCCAAUGUGUUUUUAAAUACAAAUAAAACUAUAAUUUAGACUUUUUAA